Myotis daubentonii (Daubenton's bat) is the source of this 1469-nucleotide messenger RNA. It is a transcript of the gene ARFRP1, whose product is annotated as ARF related protein 1. The record is from RefSeq and is a predicted model, not a curated record. Gene Ontology annotation, molecular function: GTP binding; GTPase activity. NCBI's taxonomy places the organism in Eukaryota, Metazoa, Chordata, Mammalia, Chiroptera, Vespertilionidae. Gene Ontology annotation, cellular component: Golgi apparatus. Gene Ontology annotation, biological process: intracellular protein transport; protein localization to Golgi apparatus; Golgi to plasma membrane protein transport.
GCAGGGGCCGCCGGGAGAGCUCCUACCUUCCCCGGGCGGCGGGCCGCUUCCCAUCGGGCACUGCGCGGAGCAGCGCGGGUCAGCGUGGGGUCAACGGGUCAGGCGCGCGGCGGCUCCGGCCCGGGCGGGCGCAGGAUGUACACGCUGCUGUCGGGGCUGUACAAGUACGUGUUCCAGAAGGACGAGUACUGCAUCCUGAUCCUGGGCCUGGACAAUGCCGGGAAGACGACCUUCCUGGAGCAAUCAAAAACCCGGUUUAGCAAGAACUACAAGGGGAUGAGUCUCUCCAAAAUCACCACCACCGUGGGUCUGAACAUCGGCACUGUGGACGUGGGGAAGGCUCGACUCAUGUUCUGGGACUUAGGGGGGCAGGAGGAGCUGCAGUCUCUGUGGGACAAGUACUAUGCUGAGUGCCACGGUGUCAUCUAUGUCAUCGAUUCCACCGACGAGGACAGACUGUCGGAGUCCAAGCAAGCUUUCGAGAAGAUGGUCAUGAGUGAGGCUCUGGACGGUGUCCCCAUCCUGGUGCUGGCCAACAAGCAGGAUGUUGAGCAAAGGGGUGCGCGAGGGCAUCGAGUGGAUGGUGAAGUGCGUCGUGCGGAAUGUGCACCGGCCGCCGCGGCAGAGAGACAUCACGUAGGUGCACCCGGCACCUGGGGCACGUACAGCUGGUGCCUGAGCCAGGAGCACACCUGCCAGCUGGAGCCACCGGUCCCGGGGCUGGGGCUGGCUUUGCCUUUGGAUUUUUUCAUUUGCUUUGUUUUUUCUCUAAGACAGACUUUUGUGUCCUGAAAAGUGUAGGUGCCCGGAGGCUUCUGCCAAGGGAGUGGGGGCAGCAGGGCCCACUCAAGGCCUGGUUUUCGGCCCUGUGGGUGCCCUUUGGAGCUGCUUGCCCCAGCCUGGCCUGGGCGGGGCUUCAGGAAGCCCGGUUGGAGGUGGGUUUUCCAUCCACAGCAUGCCCUCGAAGCUCGGCCUCUGCCUCCUCUGAUCAUGGAGGUGGGCUGGGAGUUGGUGUCACCUUGAAGGAGGCCUAACCCACAUCCCCGAAGGCCUGCAGGUCCUGGGCUCUGGUGCAGCCCCAGGACUAGCUAGGUGCGAUCUGCCUAGCCAUGUGGACCCUGCUGCCACCACCACCACCGGCCCACGUCAGGGAGCAAAAAGCUGGGAGUGGGAGGCCCCUAGCACACCUGCCACCACCUGGGACAGCCAUGGCUGCCAGUUCAGGGAUGCGUCAGGGAUGUGGGGGUGUUGGGAGGUGGGCUGGGUCCCUAUGUUGCCCCAUUGGUGCCUGUGCUCCCAGCUGAGCGUGAGGGGUGCAUCUCCUUCCAGGCCUGUGCCCAGCAGCGCAGGCCCUCCAGGCAACGCUGGUCCUGGGGCCCCUCUUCACAUGGCCCCUGUGGGAGCUGGUGACCAGCAGCCUGGCCAGGGUGCCUGUGCAGAAAAUAAAGACAGUCUGCGUGGCCCCUGUG